AUGGUGCUGACACAGCUGGUGCGCACCCACAGACAGUGCCGUCCAAAGGCCGGGGGCGGGCGAUCAGCCAGCCCUCCACAUGAGAACAGAGAAGCCUCCGUCGUCUGCUUAGCGGCUCUCGGCAUGCAUCGUAAUGUGACGCAGUUGUCCUCCGCUCCCGCGUCCUCGGCAAAAAGUUGGCGCAUGAGCAUGCAACCGGGAUUGCGUCGCCUCGGUGCAGGACCAAGCCGCUGGCAUCUGCCGCCCUUCAGUCGAGCCAUGAUUGCGUCCAAAUUCCUUGGCUUGCUGCAGCCCACCGUACCCGUAGCACAUCUGUCGAUACCGUUUCCGUCGUUGGUGUCCACGGAGCAGCGUGACCGAGAAAAGGAUAUCGGGCCGCCGCUAACGAAAGCCCCUCUCUUAGCAUCUGGGCUCAAGAACCGCACCCACGUGAAACUCCAAGCUUGUGGAUCCAGGGCUGGCCUGCGCGCGUCAUCACAGCCUUGCCGGUCCAUUCAUCUGCUUCACCCAAAUCUAUUGUGCUGCGACUCCCCAGCUGCCGCCACUAUCUCCAAUGCUCUCUAUACAUAA
This is a messenger RNA of Alternaria postmessia, 570 nucleotides long. RefSeq lists its product as uncharacterized. Lineage: Eukaryota; Fungi; Ascomycota; Dothideomycetes; Pleosporales; Pleosporaceae. The coding region runs from base 1 to 570 and encodes 189 amino acids. The record is from RefSeq and is a predicted model, not a curated record. The transcript has 3 exons.